AUGAAAUCAUUGGUUAGAAAUAUGGUGCCUUACCCUACAUUGAAUUUUUUAACAUGUUCUCUCGUGCCCUUACAGAACCAUUCAUCCAUUGUUAGUAAGAAUGAAAUGAUGACGAUACCACAAUCUACCAUGCAAUGUUUUGAACCUUGCUCUUUAUUAACGAGUGUGAAUUUGAAAGAAGGAAAGUAUAUGAAUGUUUCUUUGAAGUAUUGUGGAAAUGUAUCCAUGAAAGAAGUGAAUCAAAGCAUCCAAUGUUUAAAGAGAAGUGGAAUUGUUCAUGAUCAUGCUGUUCCUUGGACUCGAGUUGGGGUUCAUUGUGAAACAGUGUCAAAGAGCAAGACAUUGGGUUCAAAUCAUGAGACAAGUAUAAUUAGCAUGCUUGCAAACUCAACAGUUAUGGGAGGUGUAUUUGACAGAAUUAUGAACAAGUGCGACAAGUUAUAUGAUAAACGAGCCUAUGUUCAUUGGUUUGUGGGUGAAGGUAUGGAAAGUGGUGAAUUUGAGGAAGCAAGAGAAGUGGUUAGGAAUUUAGCCUUUGAUUAUCACAAUAUGGAGAAUAUGGAACAAUAA
Molecule: messenger RNA, 570 nt
Organism: Naegleria lovaniensis
Lineage: Eukaryota; Heterolobosea; Eutetramitea; Acrasida; Naegleriidae
Exons: 2
Coding region: 1-570 (189 amino acids)
Biological process (GO): microtubule cytoskeleton organization; mitotic cell cycle
Cellular component (GO): cytoplasm; microtubule
Molecular function (GO): GTP binding; structural constituent of cytoskeleton
Source: RefSeq, a predicted model, not a curated record